Messenger RNA from Anopheles bellator, 3477 nucleotides. RefSeq lists its product as uncharacterized. The record is from RefSeq and is a predicted model, not a curated record. Gene Ontology annotation, cellular component: aggresome; peroxisome. Gene Ontology annotation, molecular function: ubiquitin protein ligase activity; ubiquitin protein ligase binding; tumor necrosis factor receptor binding. Lineage: Eukaryota; Metazoa; Arthropoda; Insecta; Diptera; Culicidae. The coding region runs from base 1 to 3477 and encodes 1158 amino acids. The transcript has 9 exons. Gene Ontology annotation, biological process: negative regulation of centriole replication; protein autoubiquitination.
AUGGGAGAUUGUGUUGAGCGUGCGGAAAACAGCAGCAACCGUAAGUCACCGUCGUCGCCACUGAUCGCCGGAGUGCCCACGGGUCGUAAGGUUCGAACCGCCGCAACACGCGCCACCGAGUGCCCACUGUGCUGGAAGCUUCCGCGGCGAGAGUCAACCCACUGCCCGAACUGUGCUCGCCAGUACUGCCUCCAGUGUAUCGAACAGUGGUUCGGCUCCCAGCUCGCCGGGAAUCCGGGAAAGCCGGGUGCGAUCGUGCACUGCCCGAGCUGUCAGUUCCCGUUGUCGCCGGAUAACCUGAUCGAGUGUGCGGCAGAUCUGGACAACGGGCUCACGGUCACAAACGGGCAUGAUACGGGGCCGGACACACCCGUCCCCGAAACAGGUACGCUGCGGGUCGUUGUGAAGGUGCUCGAAGGUGGCGUGGAUGCGCGGACCAACGGAGAGUGCCCGCCGGGAACGGGCGACGAAUCCACCGCCAACAACAGCGGAGGCACGCGGGGUCGCCGGCUAACCCGGGUAACGGCGAAUGGUUGUGGCCCGGAGAAGAUGCUACUACACGGACCCGUCAACGGCAAACAGCAUGGCGGCGGCAAACGCAAGGACCACGGAACGGUCACCCGAGCGCCGACGGUGCUACCGAACGGUGGGGCCAGGUCGCCUGAAAAGUCCCUGGUGGGGCAGAAGAAAAAGGAACACACCCCGAUGGAGAACGGACGGCUCGAGCAGUCUCCCGGUCCACCGGCCCCUGAUCCGAUCUGCAAUGGCGUUCACUUGGAGGACGAUCCACCGGAACCGGUUGUUGCGUGUGUGAACGGUCCGAUCGACGGAUCGAACCGACAGUGUAACGGCAAGGAACCACAGCUCGAAGAACUAAAACCCUCGCCGCGAAAGAAUGGCUACCGCAAGCACGCGGACGAAGUGACAGCUGUCAGUUCCGAGCAGAGCGCACUGUCAACAACGACGGGGGCCGAAAACACGGACCCCCCAACAGAAGCAGCUCCAAAACAGAACGGCGCGCCGGUGGACACCGGGAAUGGAGACAACUUCUGUGCGAUCCACGCACUGCCGGUGCUGUUCUUUUGCCUGUCCUGCAACGGGUGUAUCUGCGAGACGUGUGCCCUCCACGAUGACACGCACGCGGAGCAUACGUUCAAGAAGAUCACCACCAUGUACGACAGCAAGAUGGAGAAGAUACGGCACGAGUUCGGGGGCAUCCAGACGUACCUGGCCGACGUCGGCACGGUGCUGCGGGCGAUCGAGCAGAACAUCGACUGGGUCCGCGGCUCGAAGGCCCGCAAGCUGCAGGAACUGAGCCAGCUGCUGCACACCGAGGCCGAGAACAUCGAGCGCCAGAUACAGGCCAAGCUGACGCUGCUCCAGCGCCAGAAGGACUCGGUCACGUCGGAGAUCGCGCGCGUCACCGGGGCGUACCGGCGGCUGGAGAGCGAGCUCCAGUCCUGUCCGAAGCCGGAGCUGCUCUUCAAGGACGACGAUUUUCUGCGGCGCUGCAGCCGGCUGAUCGAGCUGCCGGCCUCGAAGUCUGCGUUCCGCCACGAGCAUGUUCCCGUCGACUUGGACUGCGAGUUCGUUCCGGAGUUCCGCUCGGAGGUGUUUGUGGUGAAGAACUAUCACGCGAUCGAGCCGAUGGAGGAGUGCCGGACGUCGGAUGUGCUGCGCGACGUGGUCGGCUUCAGCUGGCGGUUGCAUAUCUGGAAAAGUGAUCACCUGUCGGUGACGCUCAUAAUGACCGAUGGCAUCAAUGGACGGUACGAGUACUGCAUCGAGCUGAUGCACGAAGAUCCGACCAAAGCCAUCCGACUGACGCAGGUCGAACACUUCGAGCUACACCAGACCGGCCCGGUGCACGAUCUGAUCGAGAACGAGCAGCUGGAGGUGGAGCGUUUCCUGAACGCCGAGGACGACUCGCUGCAGAUCCGGUUUUCGGUCCGCCCGCCCACGAUCGUCAUGGUCAGCCGUUACCUGCAGGAGUUUAUCGACCGGUUCAUGAAGCACAACAUCAACGAAUACGACAGUAACGUCAUCACGAUCGGCAACAUUCGCGACCCGACCACGUCGAUCGUGCUGUCGAAGCAGUACACCGACACGGUCGGAUCGCGCUGGCGGCUCAACGUGUAUCCGAAAGGCAACAACACCAACCAACGGUACCUCAGCACGUACGUCGAGCUGUGCGACGGUAUCGCCGGAAGAUAUCACUACACGGUGGAGCUCCUGCACGAUGACGUAACGCGCCAGGUAAAGUUCCAAUCGGAGGACCACUUCCAGGUGGGCGAAAUUCGCGGCUACCAGAAGUUCAUCCACGUGCGACGACUGCUGGAGGAGGGCUACCUGAGUGAGGAUGGGUCCAUACUGAUACGGCUCUCGAUCCGACCAGCGACGCUCGCCCUGCGCUGCCAGUACCAGGAGGAGUACCAGACGGUCAAAGAGGAGAAGCUACGCACUCAGUUCACGGGUCAACUGAGCCAACAGCAGGCACGGAUAAAGAGCCUCACCGAUGACAGUGUGGCGCUGCAAGCCCUCUCGUAUCCCGAGUACGCGUCCAACAUCUUCGUCGUGCGCAACUUUGCCGAACUCCGGGCGGCCCAGGAAGACAUCUGUUCGGACAACGCGUACGACGAUCUGGGUUGCUGCUGGCGGCUGAUCGUGUACGCCAACGGGGACAAGGAUGGGCGCGACGAGUGGCUGAGCGUGUACCUGAGACUGCUAGAAGGCAUUCCGGGAAGUUACGAGUACUGCGUGGAACUGCUGCACAACGAUGCUGCCAAAACGGUCAAAAUGGAGGGCACACAGUCGUUCGACAUUCAGGAGCGGUUCGGCUGGACCCGGUUCGCGCGGCUCGACUGGAUCUGCGCCAACGGCUUCGCCAGCGAGGAGCACGACGCGCUGUACUUUAGGUUCUCCCUGCGACCCCCGAACUACAAGGCCAAGUGCGAGUACCAGCAGCUCCUGCGGGUGGAAUCGAAGCGAGAGUGUGAGCUACUCAGACGAGAACUGAUUCCGGCGUACAGCACGAUGACGUACACGCUGCGCAACUUCUCCGAAUUGCAGCGGAAGGAUAGCUUCAUCUACUCGGACCCACUAGUAGACGAUCUGGGCUUCACGUGGCGGCUACUGAUCUACCCGAACGGAAACGGCGAGGGCCGCGGGAAUCACCUGACGGUCUACCUGAUACUGUUCGAGGGAGUGUCCGCCAGCAGGUUCGAGUACCGCGUGGAGCUGUUGCACCACGGCAACCCGACCGCCAACAUCAAGAUGGAGGGUGUGAACGUGUUCAAGCUGAAGAAAAUCUGGGGCUGGCCACAGUUCAUCCACCACGAGCGGUUGCAGGAGGAGGGCUACCUGGACCAGGCGGCCGACACCCUCGAGCUGCGGCUGUCGAUGUGCCCUCCGGACAUCAAGCUGAAGUGCGCGUACCAGCAAGAGUUUAUUCGCAAGCUCAAGGAAACCCAAAAGUAG